Puntigrus tetrazona (Sumatra barb) is the source of this 1016-nucleotide messenger RNA. It is a transcript of the gene rab11bb, whose product is annotated as RAB11B, member RAS oncogene family, b. Gene Ontology annotation, cellular component: recycling endosome. NCBI's taxonomy places the organism in Eukaryota, Metazoa, Chordata, Actinopteri, Cypriniformes, Cyprinidae. Bases 221 to 877 code for a protein of 218 amino acids. Gene Ontology annotation, biological process: constitutive secretory pathway; regulated exocytosis. The transcript is spliced from 5 exons. Gene Ontology annotation, molecular function: GTPase activity; GTP binding. The record is from RefSeq and is a predicted model, not a curated record.
CCUGAGCCCCGGGACUCCUCCCCUAAUGCAGACCGAGCGGAUCGCUCUUCCUGCGGUGUGACAGCAGCAGCAGCAGCAGCAGCACUGGCGCAUCGCGUGUCUUUAAUAUCCACUCGAUUCUUUUCCUCUCGCGCUGAGCUAUUAAUACAGCCUCAUCUGGUCUCCCUCCCUCUGGACGGACUGCAGGACGGAGCGGGCUUCUCGAAAAAAAAAAAAAAAAAUGGCCAACAGAGAUGAUGAAUACGAUUUCUUGUUCAAAGUGGUUCUGAUCGGAGAUUCUGGCGUCGGGAAGAGUAACCUGCUGUCGCGCUUCACGAGGAACGAGUUCAACCUGGAGAGCAAGAGCACGAUAGGAGUGGAGUUCGCCACCAGGAGCAUCCAGGUGGACGGCAAGACGAUAAAAGCUCAGAUCUGGGACACGGCGGGGCAGGAGCGCUACAGGGCCAUCACCUCCGCGUACUAUCGCGGCGCGGUCGGAGCGCUGCUGGUGUAUGAUAUCGCCAAACACCUGACCUACGAGAACGUGGAGCGCUGGCUGAAAGAGCUGCGAGAUCACGCCGACAACAACAUCGUCAUCAUGCUGGUGGGGAAUAAGAGCGACCUGCGCCACCUGAGAGCCGUUCCCACCGACGAGGCUCGAGCCUUCGCAGAGAAAAACAACCUGUCGUUCAUCGAGACGUCCGCUCUGGACUCGACCAACGUGGAGGAGGCCUUCAAGAACAUCCUAACAGAAAUUUAUCGCAUCGUAUCACAGAAGCAAAUCGCUGACCGAUCGGCUCACGACGAGUCGCCGGGAAACAACGUGGUGGACAUCAGCGUCCCGCCGACCACAGACGGCCAGAAGGGCAACAAACUGCAGUGCUGCCAAAACCUGUAACCACGGCAACCAGCCUCACCCGCCACUCAUCCGUCUCCCUCCAUGUCGUGCGCUCGCCAUUUAUUUGUGUAACAUAUGUAUAUUUUUCUUUUUUGAUAGCUUGUCCGCUCACGUGCCAUGAGUAAACUUGUACAGCAUC